AUGCCUAAGGAGCGGACGGAAGGUCGCGUCCCGGUAGAGGAGAACGUAGCACUCGUCGAUUACGAUCCGGUCGAGACGUUAGAGGAGCCGCUGUCGGUUAAGAAACGUCGUGAAAUCUACGCUAAGCGCCGACUCGGGCGUAAUAAGCACGAUCGACGCUUCGUCCGAGAGGCAGAAGAGCUCCCGCCGGUACGCCGUCGUACCGGCCUACUCGCUUACCUCGCGCCCGUAGAUUAUCCCGGCUACGUACGACGAGUGCGCCGCCUAAAGGUCGGUAAUAUAGCUAAGGAACUACUCGUCGUCUAUCUAGGCCUUGUCGUCUACCUCGGGCGCCCGCCCGCCCUCUAUCGUACGAUCCUCCUAGAUAUUAUAGGGGAAUACGCUAGAGGAGCGGAGGAACCGCCGGCUAAUCCUAAUAGUAAUAUCCUAGAGACCCGUACCGCAGACUCGUACGACGACGAUAACGAGCACUACGAGCUCGCUAAUCUCCUACGGGAGAUACCGAUAGAUAAUCUUAGCGUCGUUCUGUGCGUAGAAGCCCUUAUAGUAUCGGCUAGUAAAGACGAUAAGCCCGUUCUUAAUAAAGAUAUUCCGGUAGCCGCCCUCGGUAUUCCGGUACCGGAUACUAAGUAA
Messenger RNA from Penicillium canariense, 633 nucleotides. RefSeq lists its product as uncharacterized. NCBI's taxonomy places the organism in Eukaryota, Fungi, Ascomycota, Eurotiomycetes, Eurotiales, Aspergillaceae. Bases 1 to 633 code for a protein of 210 amino acids. The transcript has 4 exons. The record is from RefSeq and is a predicted model, not a curated record.